Mus caroli (Ryukyu mouse) is the source of this 306-nucleotide messenger RNA. Its product is annotated as histone H2A type 2-A. Gene Ontology annotation, molecular function: DNA binding; protein heterodimerization activity; structural constituent of chromatin. The record is from RefSeq and is a predicted model, not a curated record. NCBI's taxonomy places the organism in Eukaryota, Metazoa, Chordata, Mammalia, Rodentia, Muridae. Gene Ontology annotation, cellular component: nucleosome.
UCUGCGUCUAUAAAAGGGUGAGGCGUCGGCGCCGGGGUACCGUUUCCUGGUUGUGGCCGUUCGUCUGUUUGCGCUUUCGUGAUGUCUGGUCGUGGCAAGCAAGGAGGCAAGGCCCGCGCCAAGGCCAAGUCGCGGUCUUCCCGGGCCGGGCUACAGUUCCCGGUGGGGCGUGUGCACCGGCUGCUGCGCAAGGGCAACUACGCGGAGCGUGUGGGCGCCGGCGCGCCGGUGUACAUGGCGGCGGUGCUGGAGUACCUAACGGCCGAGAUCCUGGAACUGGCGGGCAACGCGGCCCGCGACAACAAG